AUUGGAAGAUGAUUAUGUAACUCUGUCUCUUAACGAUCGGUCGCAAAUGGUUGAAUACCCCAAAAAGUUUGAUUGACAGGCUCUCUGCGAGCCUUUAUAUAAGAGGAGGGAGGUUGUGCCUCAUUCAGUCACCGUUGUGCCUAAAGUCCUGCAGGCUGUGGAUGUAGUGAACCAAAGUGGACUUUACGCUUUUUACGCACGAGGUUUACAGGAGAUACCAUUUCUCAUUUAUUUAAUCAUCGGCUUUCCCCCCUACCCCCCAACCCCCGAUUUCCCUUUUUUUUAAUUUUUGAGUUGUCGGAUAUCUGACUGAAUCUACAAAAUUAAGACAGUAUAUGCCAGGAGAUAUGAUACUCAGGAGAAGCCUCUUCUUGCUCUUAUCCUUUUAUUUCCUCCACGCAUUACCACAAGAUGGUGAGCAGGAGGACGAGACAUCAUUUGACUUGUUUGAAAUCACCCAAAUCACUCGCAAGACUCUGGGGGCCAAACAGUUCCGGGGUCAAGACUCAGAUGCCCCUGCUUACCGCUUCAUACGCUUCGACCACCUGCCUCCAGUGAGCCCCCCCAUACUUAAACAAAUACUACGUCAGAUCCAAAACAAUGAGGGCUUUGUGUUUGUGGCCAGCAUACGCCAGGACCGGGCCUCGAGGGGUACCCUGAUUGGUUUAGAAGGCCCUGAUGGUAGGCGGCAGUUUGAGAUUGUAUCCAACGGACGGGCAAACACUCUGGACCUAGCAUACUGGGUGGACGGCUCCCAGAAUGUGGUUUCAUUUGAGGAUGUGGACCUGUCUGACUCACAGUGGAAGAAUAUCACACUUCAUGUUCAUGGGGAGAAUGCAAACCUGUUUGUAGGCUGCAGCCUGAUAGACGGCUUCAUCCUGGAUGAGCCUUUCUAUGAGCACCUGCAGGCAGAGGGAAGCCGAAUGUAUGUGGCAAAGGGAUCCACGAGGGAAAACCACUUCAGGGGCCUCAUGCAGAAUGUGCGUUUAAUCUUCGACACCCCAGUGGAAGAUGUCCUGGUGAGCAGAGACUGUGAGGUCCCUAAACAAGAUGAUGCCAAUAUUGUAAGCGAGAGCACAGAAAUUGUGGAUGUGAGUCCCUCAAUCACUACAAACAUCAUCGGUCAGAAGACAGAUGAUCUGGGCGCAGAUAUGUGUGAACGCUCCUGCGAGGAACUUAGCACCAUGUUCCAGGAGCUCAAAGGCCUACGUGUUGUCGUCAGCAACCUGAUUGAUGGCUUGCAAAAAGUGACUGAGGAGAACACAGUCAUGAAGGAGGCCCUUGGGAGGAUGAAGAACUCUAAAGAGAAAAACAUGUGCUGGCAGGAUGGCCGCCUGUUUGAUGAUAAGGAAGACUGGGUUGUAGACAGCUGCACCAAAUGUACCUGCCAGGAGUCCAAGAUUGUGUGUCACCAAAUUACAUGCCCCGCUGUGGCCUGUGCAAGCCCGUCAUUUAUCGAUGGUGAUUGCUGCCCAGUCUGUAUGCCUAAAGACAGUGAGGAUGGCUGGUCCCCCUGGUCAGAGUGGACAGAGUGCACAGUCACCUGCGGGAUAGGAACUCAACAGAGGGGUCGGUCUUGUGAUGCAACCAGCAACCCCUGCACUGGACCAUCUAUUCAGACCCGCAAGUGCAGCCUGGGCAAAUGUGACAGCCGUGUUCGGCAGGAUGGAGGGUGGAGUUUGUGGUCACCGUGGUCGUCCUGCUCAGGGACCUGUGGAGAAGGACAGAUCACCAGGAUACGACACUGCAAUGCUCCCGUGCCACAACUGGGGGGUAAAGACUGCGAGGGAAGUGGGAGAGAGACUCAGCGCUGCACUGCCAAGCCCUGCCCUAUUGAUGGUGGUUGGGGUCCUUGGUCUCCAUGGGCAAUCUGUUCAGCAACAUGUGGAGGAGGAGUCAAAAGUCGGGCACGUGUGUGCAACAGCCCUGAACCUGAGCACGGUGGCAGGAAGUGUAUUGGGGAGGCCGUUGACAGUGACAGCUGUAACAAAAAAGCCUGUCCUAUUGAUGGCUGUCUGUCCAACCCAUGCUUUGGGGGUGUGGAUUGCAACAGCUCUCCAGAUGGAUCCUGGGAAUGUGGCCCAUGCCCUACUGGUUUCCGUGGAAAUGGUACCCACUGUGAAGACAUCAAUGAGUGUGACAUGGUUACUGAUGUUUGCUACAAAGUGAGUGGAAUGCAGCGCUGCGUCAACACCGAUCCAGGUUUCCACUGCCUGCCCUGUCCGAAGCGCUACAAGGGCACUCAGCCUUUUGGUAUGGGUGUGGAGGCUGCCAAAAAGAACAAACAGGUGUGUGAGCCAGAGAACCCAUGCAAGGACAAGACCCACAACUGUCACAAAUAUGCUGAAUGCAUCUACAUCAGCCACUUCAGUGACCCUAUGUACAAGUGUGAGUGCAAGACUGGUUAUGCUGGAGAAGGCUUCAUUUGUGGAGAAGACUCAGACUUGGAUGGUUGGCCCAAUCAGAACCUUGUGUGUGGUGCCAACGCCACAUAUCACUGCAAGAAGGAUAACUGCCCUAGCCUUCCCAACUCUGGACAAGAAGACUUUGACAAAGACGGUCAAGGAGAUGCUUGUGACAAGGAUGACGACAACGAUGGAAUUCUAGAUGAGAGAGACAACUGCCCCCUACUUUACAAUCCUCGCCAGUUUGACUUUGACAAGGAUGAAGUUGGAGACCGCUGCGACAACUGUCCCUAUGAACACAACCCUGCUCAAAUAGACACCGACAACAAUGGAGAAGGGGACGCCUGUGCAGUGGACAUUGAUGGAGAUGAAAUUCUGAAUGAGAGCGACAACUGCCCCUAUGUGUAUAACACUGAGCAGAAGGACACUGACAUGGAUGGAGUUGGUGACCAGUGUGACAACUGUCCAUUGUUGCACAACCCUGACCAGACAGACAUAGACAAUGACCUGGUUGGAGAUCAGUGUGACAAUAACCAGGACAUUGAUGAGGAUGGCCAUCAGAACAACCUGGACAACUGUCCAUAUGUGGCCAACUCCAACCAGGCUGACCACGACAAGGAUGGCAAAGGAGACGCAUGUGACUAUGAUGAUGAUGAUGAUGGUAUACCUGACGACAGGGACAACUGCAGACUGACACCCAACGCAGACCAGCUGGACUCUGAUGGCGAUGGAAGAGGGGAUGCCUGCAAAGAUGACUUUGACAACGACAAUAUCCCAGAUAUUCUUGAUGUGUGUCCUGAGAACAAUGCCAUCAGUGUCACAGACUUCAGGAAGUUCCAGAUGGUCCACUUGGAUCCAAAGGGAACCACUCAAAUUGAUCCCAACUGGGUGGUCAGACACCAGGGCAAAGAGCUGGUUCAGACUGCCAACUCUGACCCAGGCAUUGCAGUAGGUUUUGACGAGUUCAACGCUGUGGACUUCAGUGGAACAAUGUACGUGAACACGGACAGAGAUGAUGACUAUGCAGGCUUUGUGUUUGGCUAUCAGUCAAGUGGCCGCUUUUAUGUAGUGAUGUGGAAGCAGAUCACACAGACCUACUGGGAGGACAAGCCCUCCAAAGCAUUCGGCAUCUCUGGUGUUUCACUCAAAGUCGUCAACUCCACCACUGGAACCGGAGAAAACCUCCGAAAUGCUUUGUGGCACACAGGCAACACUGUUGGACAGGUGAGGACUCUGUGGCAUGACCCCAAAAACAUUGGGUGGAAGGACUACACAGCUUACAGGUGGCAUCUCAUCCACAGACCAAAGACUGGUUUUAUAAGGGUCGUGGUCUACGAAGGUAAACAAAUCAUGGCUGACUCAGGACCAGUUUAUGACAAGACGUUUGCCGGAGGAAGGUUAGGCUUGUUUGUCUUCUCGCAAGAGCUGGUGUUCUUCUCCGACCUCAAGUAUGAGUGCAGAGAUAAGCCGACGUUGCCAACAGUGUUCAUAAGAUAACUGAAACAAGUCUGAUAGAAAAAAGAACAUCACAAGGCAAUAGACAAGCAUCUCUCAAAGUAAACAUCAUGUCAUCACUUAAUCCAUUUGUAAGGUAAAUGAUACUUUCCAUACUGUCCAUGCUUUGACUUGAUCCAUCCACUUGGGAGGCAACCAUGGCCGAUUCCAGUUUUCCUGUUAACUUAUAUACAUUUCCCAUGCUUGGAAAGAGAAACUGAUGAGAAUGGACGAGUUUAAAAAAAAUCUAAAAGCAGAUUAUCUAAUUAUAACUUGUGUACCUAUGUCUACAUUUUAAAGGGUUCAUUGUGCAACCACUUACAAGCUGUAUAUUCUUUUCUACAGUUUCUUGUAACUUGUACGUGGUUUAGUUCUCUAUCUUUAAUAUGUUUCUGUCUGUUUGGGAUUAAGAAGCUCAUUCAUGGCUAACCACAGUGUCUGACAAACAUAAACUGUAACCAAAGCAUAAUCAUUUAGUUGUUUCAGGUCCAAAUGGUUUCUCAUCAUUCUUUUCAUUCUGAAUGUCUUUUUUUAUUAAUGGGGAACUAUUUUAGUAAAUGCCAAAGAUGUUUAUACUAAGUCUGUAUUAUAAUUCCUUUUGUAAAUUAUUUAUGCUCUGCUUAUUUGUUUGUUUGCAUUUUUUGCUAGAGUUUGUAAAUAAUUAUUUAUUUGUUUACACUGACAAAACUCAUAAUUGAAUAUCACAAACGUCAAGAUAACACAUUAUAGUACUGCGAGAUUUUUAGUCAUGCAUUUCCUUUACUUGUUAGUUUUUCAAAUAUUUCACAUGAACUGUAGCAUAAAGCUUUGGAGAGGUUUUUUAAGUCAUCAUUAAAUACACACAGCAUUUGUGUAUGUAUGUGAUAGUAGCUGCCAGAGGAAGUUCAUUUGUGUGUGGGUAACAAACAGCCACUGUUUCUUUUCCUGGCUGUCCCGACAUGGCUUUAUUGUCCUCAAAGUGAUAUAUCCCUGUGAUACACUUGGACCAGGUUUUACGUACUUUAUGUCUAAAUUAGCUUUUAAAUUGGGUUGCAAAUUGGGCUACUGGCACUGCAGCAAGCCCUCUUUAACGUGUAAUGCGUCUACAAUGAAAGAAAAAUGUAGAUCAGUGUUUUCACAUAAGUUUUAUAGGUAAUGAAAUGAAUUGCAGUUUAAGUGCCUGAUUCCUGGUAGAUCUAAUGUGUGUACCAAGCACCAAGUGACAUCACAUCAACAGCUGACGGUCUGAGGUUCAGUAGUCAGCCAUUGCGUGUGAUGGAGUCAUGAGGAUCAAAUACAGUGACACAAUUUAUACAAAUUAUUUUUUCAUUCAUAUGUUAGUCACAAAUAUCACUUUUGGAUGUCGAUGAAACUUUACAGUGUUGGUUGAAAUGGAAUCCAGAUAAAGUUCUCUAAAAACAAA
Molecule: messenger RNA, 5301 nt
Organism: Etheostoma cragini (Arkansas darter)
Lineage: Eukaryota; Metazoa; Chordata; Actinopteri; Perciformes; Percidae
Gene: thbs2a
Product: thrombospondin 2a
Exons: 23
Coding region: 336-3902 (1188 amino acids)
Biological process (GO): cell adhesion; negative regulation of angiogenesis
Cellular component (GO): extracellular region
Molecular function (GO): calcium ion binding; protein binding
Source: RefSeq, a predicted model, not a curated record